Molecule: messenger RNA, 833 nt
Organism: Mercurialis annua (annual mercury)
Lineage: Eukaryota; Viridiplantae; Streptophyta; Magnoliopsida; Malpighiales; Euphorbiaceae
Exons: 2
Coding region: 249-833 (194 amino acids)
Source: RefSeq, a predicted model, not a curated record
UAUUUAGGAAAAAAUUUUAGAGAGAUGUUAGAGAGAGAGAGUUAGAGAGUUAGAGGGAAUAUUAUUUAGGAAAAAAUUUUACGGAGCCUAUUUUCGGAAAGUGAUAUUAUUUUCGUGGUGGAUAUUAUUUUGCGUGGCGGAUAUUAUUUUGCGUGGCGGAUAUUACUUUGCGUGGCGGAUAUUAUUUUUCGGCGCGGAAUAUUAUUUUUCGGCGCGGAAUAUUAUUUUUUGGCGCGUAAUUAUCGGUAAUGACGACAAAUGCGCUGCCAGCCCUAAAAAUUUAUUGGGAUGGUACAAUAUUAUCGACUCCGGGUGGAGUGGAUUAUGUUUCCGGUAAAUCGGAAAUGGUUGAGCUGACGAGAGUAGUGAAUUUUGCACAACUACAAGUCGUAAUUAGAAGGGUAAUUGGGCUGAACGAUGCUGACGAGAUAGUGAAGAUUUAUCUAAGAGUACCUCGGUUCGAUGAACAUGGAAGAUUUCAAAAAUAUGAUGGUUUUCCUAUGGAGACAGAUGUUCACAUGGAAGCAAUGUGGCGUAAUGUUUCGCGGACGCCACAAAUGAGGGUAGUUGAGUUUUAUAUUGUAUACAAUCCGUUAUCUCAAGUACGUGCGGAUGUAGACGACUGUGCGGAUGUAGACGACUGUGCGGAUGUAGACGAUGGUGAUGAUUUUAGUGAUGAAGAUGAGGAAGAAGAACACUUCUACGGGGCCGUUGCUGAUGACAACGAGGAUGAUGAUGAUGAUGAUGAUGACAUCGGUGGUGAGAAUGGAGAUGGCACCCAUGGUGAGAAUGUCGGUGGUGGGUCGGAACAAAAUACAGAUCAAACGUUUUAA